Molecule: messenger RNA, 3990 nt
Organism: Talaromyces stipitatus ATCC 10500
Lineage: Eukaryota; Fungi; Ascomycota; Eurotiomycetes; Eurotiales; Trichocomaceae
Product: HET-s/LopB domain protein
Exons: 2
Coding region: 1-3990 (1329 amino acids)
Source: RefSeq, a predicted model, not a curated record
AUGUCCGUCCUACGGCAAGGAGGGUCCUACCUCCAACGACGUCUAACAAAGAUGUACACUGACACAAAAACAUCCUGCGAAAGCGUCACAACAGCCUCCUCAAAGGGUACCGACGACCCGGAACUCGUGGCCUUGCAUCGAAACUACCGCACUCAAAAGGAUAGAUUACUUGCCUGGGGUCUGGACUGGAGCGACUCCAACGCCGCGCAACCAAACGACAUUGACGAAUCAUUAACCGAAGCCGGAUUUAGCGAUGUCGUCGCUAGUGUUAUGUCCUCGAUACAGGAGAUCCUCAAUGAGGCGGAACGGUUACAACAUGGUGAAGAAGUACGAGACCAAGCGCCGGCGUUACCGCCGAAGAAGAAGAAUGAUGGUAGUGGAGGGGAAUUACCGCCGCCACUGCCGCCAAAGGAGGAUUUGAUGGUGAAAUCGAAUUGGUCGGAGGAUGAUAUAAAACGGUCGUAUACGUUGUUGGAUGAUUUGACGUCGUGCAUUGAUACGUUAUAUGAAUUGUCGCAGUCACGGAGGAAUAUGACUAUGAGCAUGGCAUCGUCGACCGAUCAGUCUGGUAAGGUUAAGGCGCGUUCGCAGACGACGAUUCCGAGGUCCCUGAAGCCAGGCGGAUUCGACGCUCAGCGAUCGAUGUCGUUUGAUUCGAAGCCGGUAGGACACGAUUUCGUUGAGAGUCCGGUUGAUGUGAAGGGGAAGACAUCUUAUCCUAGCAGCAAACAGGAAAAGUUCGAAGUAUCGCCGUAUUUGAAUUUUCAUGCUCUUCCAAUGUCAAGGAGUCAAGUACCUGCACUAGCGGAACGGAGAGUCAACAAUUCAUUCUCCUCGACGAAACAUCUCUUCAUUGAUCGGUCGAAUUUACAGCUUUCUGGAGCCUCUCAUGCGAAAAGCCCGCCGCCAUACGAGCAGGUUGCUGCAUCUGCGAAUUCUCGAAUUAUUGGUCGUGUGCAGACUUCUGCUACUCCGUUCAUGACUCGGUUGACCAAGGAAUCGACCAUACCUAUUCUUGUCGAGUUUACGCCUAUGAUGUUGGAGUCUCAGAGUUCUGUGACUAUCCCCGCUGCGCAGCGGCUGGAGAAGAUCCAUCGUUCUUUAGACCAGUUGGUCGAAAAUUCUCGAGUGUCACAUCUAGGCUUAUUACGGUUCCUUGGCUACUAUAUCGACAUGUCUAAUGCUCGUUAUGCAUUUGUGUAUCAGAUGCCAGUUGACUAUUUCCCAUUUCUGAGCAACCCCAGCAACCUCCUCAAGGAGUUGAGACCAAAAACUCUAGUCUCUUUGUUUCAUUCCGGGGAGGACCAUCAGGAUAUUCCGGUACCUACCCUCGAGAGCCGAUUUCGACUCGCUUAUAACCUCCUUUUGGCCGUUCUCCACUUGAGAAGUCAGAAUGUUGUUCAUGGAAAUAUCAAUAGUAGCAAUAUUCUGGUCUUCCCCGGUCUGAACAACUCCGGUCAGGAUGAGAUUGGAAACUUGAUUGAAGAUUUGCGACACCCUUAUCUCACAUCACUUGCUCAAUUUUCCGGCAACGAACCGACUCCUGAACCUCUCUCGGCAAGUAUGUACCGUCACCCUGAUGAUAAGCGGAUACUCGAAGAUGAGGCUGCAUGGGCAUAUGAUCUCUACUCACUGGGACUUGUCCUUUUGGAGAUCGGUCUUUGGGCACCCAUCAGCCGGCUCUGGAAGAUGAAGUAUAAUAACGCCAUGUUCAAACAACGGAUCGAAAACGUGUACAUCAAGAAGUUGGCUUCGAAGUGUGGCAACGCCUACCUGCAUGUUGUUCAACUCUGUCUCGACGCACCCAACUUCCUAAUGUCCACAGAACCCAUGGCCGAUCUGAAUCUCAGAGUUCCCAUGGUUUACACAUAUCCAACUCUGGAGUUUGCGGAGCCUGACAGCCAGUUCGCCUUUUCUGCGAAUUUCAUUUUCACGAUGAGCAAGAUCUUGUCUCAGCUUUGCGCCAUCGAUAUUUAUUCUCCUCCUCCGUCUGCGGAUCUGGAUGAUUGUCUACCGUUAGCCCUUGGUCGGGACCUGGAGUCAGAACCGGAAUUGUUCGACAAUACUGCUUCAACGAGUUUUGUCAAUUUGCCAAUGGAGCACCAUACUGUGCAUCAGCCCUUUCAAAGCGAUUUCACGGACAGCAAAGCCGUUCACGAAGUGACAGAUUCACCAGUAGAAAAGGACAAAAAAGUCAAGAAACGAACAGUGAAAAAGUUGACCAAUGCCGAGAUUCCACAGGAACAUUUGAGUCAGUGGAACUUUUACACAAUGCCCAAACUCAGUAAACUUCUACACAGAAUACUCAAAGAUUCGUCCGAGUCUUGCACGGCUUCGUUGAUGAUGACUGGUGAAACAGUAGAAACGGCCAAGACAACCAUCUGCGUUACAUGCUCAAAUGUCAAAAAGGUCCGGGCCAUACUCAAAAAGUACUUUGAGAUUGAGCAGGAUUGGGAUUUGAUCGUUCUUCGUGGUGAUGUUAGCAGAUCCAAGGUCCCCAAACGACGACGACUCAAAGCGCAUACUUCUAGCCUUAGCGAAACUGAUCAGGAUGCCUUUGUGCAACCGGAUCUGAAUCCGCAUUAUCAGCAGAAACCUCUUUGUGGAGCGUCGAUUGGCGCAUUUAAGAAUGAAGAGCAUCUGCCGCCUGUUUCGUAUGGUGGUGCCAUUCUUAUCGAUGGUAUGCCCUUCGGUAUGACUGUUCAUCAUAUGCUCGAAGCACCUAGUGAAGAUGAAGAUGACGAGGGCGAGGAAGAAGCCGAGGGGACCCUACCACGAUCUUCUGCCAACCGACCAGGAAACAUGCCUACCGACGAUCUUACAUCAACCUGGGGUGACCGAGAUCCCGAAACCGAUUACGAAAUAGAAUUCACAGACGACGACGAUGAUGAUUCCGCCUCUCAAGAAGGUGGAGACUAUUGGCUUUCGGACGAUGAAUCCUCAGACGAUGACGACGAGUUUCAUGAUCCUGAUGACAUUGACGACGCAGCAUCAAUUGGGGACACGGCUGGUGUGGAACCGGAUGAUGAGCCACAGUUACUGGUUACUCAACCCGCUAUUGAUGACGUGCAUGAAGAUUUCUUCCCUUCGCUGGAAGAUAGGGACGAUGAGCAUCUCGCUUCGCAUAGUCUUGGGUAUAUACAUGCAUCAUCUGGAUUACGUCGUUGGACCAGAAAGGGUAUCAAACAUGAGAUUGAUUGGGCUUUGAUUCACCUUAAUGACAGUCGCAUGGAUGCGAGGAAUAUUAUUGCAAGACCAAUAGCUGAUCGCGACACGUCCAACAAUCCUACCAACAGACCAACAGCAACACAUCGCCAGAAUCUUCAACCGACACGGACAUCACCUAUCCAUCUAACAAAAGUAGCCAGAGUCGAAGAACUAGGCGGUCUCAGAGUGCAAUGCUGCGGCCGAACAAGCGGGUACCAGAACGGACGGAUAUCGCCUGCAAUGACAUUAGUGAAACUGCACGGCCGGCAAUCAUUCUCCACUAGUUUCUGCGUUGAUGGGAAUUUCGGCGUACCCGGAGAUUCAGGAGCAUGGGUCUUUGAAGCCUCCAGCGGCCGUGUCUGCGGCCACGUCCUCGCAUACUCCGAGCGCAGUCGGACAGCAUACAUAGCACCCAUGCAAGUUCUUCUCGAAGACAUUUCUCGAACGCUGAGCGCAUGCACAGUAGAACUCCCCGGCUCUCAAGGCGAUGAUAGUUUGUCUUCAGCAGCAAUGUCUCGAAUCUACGACCAACCACAACAAACCAGAGCACGUAUUCCACUCAUUCCAGAUGCUCAUCAUCGGCACCAGAUGAAUCUGCCGAUCGAAUUAGGACGAUUGAGUUUGAAUAAUUUCGAUGAGCCUACUACUCCUGCCGGUGUCCGUUCCUCGAUAAACAGAGCCCGAAAUCAUCAUCUAGGUGAAGGCCCGUCGUCGUCGUAUCAUCGCGCUGGUCCUCCGCCUGUAAUGACAAGAGCCGGUGGGAUGGAGAGACAGCCUGCUUGA